This is a messenger RNA of Blastocystis hominis, 402 nucleotides long. RefSeq lists its product as hypothetical. Lineage: Eukaryota; Bigyra; Opalinata; Blastocystidae. Bases 1 to 402 code for a protein of 133 amino acids. The transcript has 2 exons. The record is from RefSeq and is a predicted model, not a curated record.
AUGGGGAGUCCGAACCAAAAUAAAUCAUUCCUAUACAGAAAAACAAAGCAUGAUCACAAGAAUCGGUCAGAACGCUCAAAUGCAUCGAUUGUUGCUCGGAAGCGAUUAUCUCAACCAUUGGAUACAAAUGAGACAGAAUCUUCCAAAGUGGAAACUGAUUCCUUGCCAGAGUGUGAUUUGGUGGAUUAUCAUUGGAAAGGAAGUCGCAAACCACUGAUUCUCAAUUCAUUUGUAAUGGUUUGGAGAAACUUGCUGGAUCGUGACUUUGUAACUUGGGAUGAUCGUACCGAGCAGUCGAUUUAUAAAGAUCUCGAAAGUCGUCUCGAAAAGGAAGAAAUAAAACGGAUCGUAACAUAUAUCAAACAAAGAAUUCAGGAUAUUUUAUUUUCUGUUUGUGAAUGA